ACAAUAUGGACAUCUCGCCGAUCCUGUCCGGAUCUUCUCCGCUUUUGGCGAGUUCUCUGGUGGCACCAUUCCAUUAAGCGAGGAUUUGCUCAGCGCCCAAGAGAUCAUGCAGGCAACGUUGAAGGAACUACCAGAGGUGGUCAACGAGGCAAUCAAUUACGAAGCUGAAUUUCACGAACCUAAUGUUCGCAAUGGCAUCGUGACAUGCGCUGCACUCUCCCUCAAUGGUCACUAUAUUGCACUCGGAUUUGGCAGCGGGAUCAUCGAAGUGGCCGAUAUCGAGCACCAGCACACCAUCUGCCGAUUACAGCGCCAUUCAGCCAAUUUACCAGCCUGGAUCGAAUUUGUCCACGGCAGUUGCCAAGUCGCCACUGAGGAUAAUGAUGGGAAUGUAACGAUCCUCGGUGAUGGCAUGGCCCCUGUGAAUCUUGGCACUCUUCCCACUGGUUCCUAUCCUGCUGGAACCGCAGUCUCGGAUGAUGGAUUAUUUGUUGUACGAGUCCCACGAAGUCCCGACAACCCUUGGUACGACAGCAUGAUGCUCAUAUCUGUUUUUGGGCGUCCAUCCAUUCAGCGUCUCGCCUCUCCUCCUAUCUCUCCAUCUUCUCAAUCUGAUAAUAAGGUGUCAGAUGGCAUUCCGAACCGUCGGACGCUUGGUUUCUCUCCGGGGGCACGAUAUGUUGGUGCUUUUGAUGAGACCCAGGCUGUUACUUGGUCGACGGAAUCAUGCGAGUGCAUCGCGGUUUAUCGGGUGACGGACUUCUAUCGUUGGAUCAUCAAUCCCACCGUCCCUCCAACUCACUCAUAUGUCAUCCCUGACCCUAUAUUCGCUCGAGCCACUCUUCCCUCAUCAGAAAGUGGCACGGCCUACGCACACCAUUCUGAGGUGGAUGCAGGGCAUGACUCCGAUGAGUCCUGGAUCAAGCGCCCAUUUUACGACCUCUCGCCAAGCAACUCGGAACAAAGGAUUGAGCUUCUCCGUUUGCCUGCCGCAACAAGGACCCCAUUAAUCGAACCCUACGGAUCAAUGUGGCUCAAUGGCAGAGCAGAACUCGAGCUUCCAAGGGAUUAUGGACCGAUUGAUUCCCGGCAAGCCUGGUAUGGCGAUCAAGUGCCAUACGAUUCUCUGUGCCUCUUCCGCCCUCAGUCAAGCAGGGAUGGGACACGAUUUCUGCUCCAGGGUCAGGCAAGGGCCCCAAUUGUGGUCGAUAUUAGCCAAGUCAUUUAGCAUUUCCCGUCAUUGCUUACUCAUCACUCCUUGGAAGUACAUACACUUGACGACUUUUGCGCCGCAACGCUGUUUAGGAUUGUAAGCGGUCCAUGAAGUGUAUUUCAUGUACUAUGCCCGAUAUUACCCGUAGUAUUAAUACUACGAUAUUGGCGACAACGACCUCUGGUAUCCUGUGGAGUGCAGGAAGCGAAGCGCUCAAACCACUCCUAGUGGAUAGCCUUUCAAAUAAAGAUUCAGUGGACUUGCUCCGGAUGCACACGUGUUCAAGCGGCUGACCGAGAUAACA
Messenger RNA from Cantharellus anzutake, 1517 nucleotides. RefSeq lists its product as uncharacterized. The record is from RefSeq and is a predicted model, not a curated record. The coding region runs from base 107 to 1228 and encodes 373 amino acids. NCBI's taxonomy places the organism in Eukaryota, Fungi, Basidiomycota, Agaricomycetes, Cantharellales, Hydnaceae. Gene Ontology annotation, molecular function: protein binding. The transcript is spliced from 3 exons.